Urocitellus parryii (Arctic ground squirrel) is the source of this 939-nucleotide messenger RNA. Its product is annotated as olfactory receptor 4C3D-like. Gene Ontology annotation, cellular component: membrane. The record is from RefSeq and is a predicted model, not a curated record. Gene Ontology annotation, molecular function: G protein-coupled receptor activity; olfactory receptor activity. Lineage: Eukaryota; Metazoa; Chordata; Mammalia; Rodentia; Sciuridae. Gene Ontology annotation, biological process: G protein-coupled receptor signaling pathway.
AUGUCUCCCAGUAAUGUGACUGAAUUUGUUCUCUUGGGGCUCACGCAGAAUCCACACCUGCAGAGGCUCCUCUUCAUCGUCUUUUUGCUCAUUUUUCUCUUUACCGUGCUGGCCAACCUGUUCGUCGCCAUCACCAUCUCCCUCAGCCCCACGCUUUCGGCUCCUAUGUACUUCUUCCUCACUUACCUGUCCUUCAUAGAUGCCUCGUACACCUCUGUCACCACCCCCAAAAUGAUCAUCGACCUGCUCUACCAGAGGACAACUAUCACUUUGGGUGGCUGUCUGACUCAGCUUUUUGUGGAGCACUUCCUGGGAGGCUCAGAGAUCAUCCUCCUCAUUGUCAUGGCCUAUGACCGSUACGUGGCCAUCUGCAAGCCCUUGCACUACAUGACCAUCAUGAGGCAGGGAGUCUGCCGCCUCCUAGUGGUGGUAGCCUGGAUUGGAGGGAUCCUGCAUGCCACUGUGCAAAUUCUCUUCAUGAUCAGCCUGCCCUUCUGUGGUCCCAAUGUCAUAGACCACUUCAUGUGCGAUCUCUUCCCAUUAUUGAAACUGGCCUGCAGAGACACCUACCUGCUUGGAAUGGUGGUGGCAGCCAACAGUGGAGCCAUGUGCYUGCUCAUUUUCUCCAUGCUACUCAUCUCCUACAUCGUCAUCCUGAGCUCCCUGAAAUCUCACGGCUCUGAAGGACGGCACAAAGCACUCUCCACAUGUGGCUGUCACUUCACYGUUGUCGUCCUCUUCUUUGUGCCUUGCAUAUUCACCUACAUGCGUCCUGUGGCCACCUACCCUGUGGACAAGUUGGUGACUGUGUUCUUUGCCAUCCUCACUCCCAUGUUGAACCCCAUAAUUUACACAGUGAGAAACGCAGAGGUGAAAAGUGCCAUGAGGAGCUUGUGGAAGAGAAGAGUAACUGCUCAGUUCAUAGUGCCAAGACAGUGA